UCUCAACUCGAACAGCUUCAAGUCCUGUCAUUUUCCGUUUGUGUCGUUCAACUAGAAUAAGUUAAAAGUGCUUUUCCUCUCAAAAUCAUUUAAAAAGAAUGGACUCCGACGCCCAGGACUCCCUGCUCCAGUUCGUGUGGGACCGGGUGGCGGCCGUGUUCGAAGAGUGCGAGCGUACGCACGGCCUGCUGGAGGCACUUCCGGCCCGCACACCGGACCGGCUGCGCUUCGUGGCCUCCGUCGUGGAACGGGUCGGUGCGAUGGGCCGGCUGGCGGAGCGCGUUCCCGGCGGGAAGGACUGCUUCCGGGCGGCCGAAAUGAGGAUGGAAGGCAACAAAUUUAUGCGCUCGUCCGGUCCUCGCGACCUGCUGGCCGCGGCCGAAGCGUACAAUCGUGCGCUGGCGUACGCUCCGGAGGACAGCGGUGAGCUGCGCAAGGCGUACAGCAACCGGUCGGCCGUUUGUUACGCGUUGCGCGAGUAUCGGCUUUGUCUGGACAACAUCGAGGCUGCGUUGCGGAUUAAGGCGCCUGCGCCGGAUCCGGCGCUGGAGGAGAAACUGCGCACCAAGCAGCUGGCCUGCCGGAAGUUGCUUGCCGACGAGAGGGUUUGUCAUCAGUUUGAGCAGUUUUGCUAUGCAAAGCUGAGUUACGGGCCGAACGUGACGAAUUCGAGGGUGGUUGAAGGGGUUGUGGAGUCUGGGGGGCAGCUGGUGGCCAGGCAGGAUUUCGUCGUUGGGGACGUACUGAUGAUUGACGAGCCGUACGUGACGGUUAUUGACGGGAAGGAUCGUUACACGCGCUGCCAUCACUGUCUGCGGGAUCGAUUUCUGGAGUUGCGACCCUGUCCGGACUGCGUGGUGGCCAUGUUCUGCUCGAAGCAGUGUGCCCAGCAAGCGCACCAGCGCUACCAUCGCUUGGAGUGUCCCGUGCUGCACCGGCUGUUUGAGAUUUACCACAUUGCGACGCUUGUUCCGUUGCGAAUCGUCUGCACCGCGAUCGACACGUUCGGUGAUGACCUGGACCGUCUUGAAGAGCACAUCCAGAAGAUCGACCCCGACUUCAACCCAUUCCAGCUGAACUGGAACAAAGUAACCCGUGAACAACUGUACUACGCCAUGCAUGUUCUGCCCACCAACGAGUCCCAACGCGCCCCAAUGUUGAACCUCUUCCUCGCCACGGAAUCGAUCGUAGUUACGGAAAUCAUGUUCCGGCACUCACCGAAACUCCGCCAGCUGGCCAACACCGAAGCCAAGCAGGAUCUGAUCCGCCAGCUUGUCUACCACCACACGAUGACCUCGGCCUUCUCGGCACGCCACAUCAACCAGGACAACGGAUUGGGAAGCUACCCCCUUCUGGCCGCGGCCAACCACAGCUGCAUCCCCAACACCAUCCGAGUCGUGCUGCCCGGCGGCAAGAACGCCCUCGUAACCUACAGACCCAUCCAGACCGGUGACCAAAUCUUGAUCAGCAAGGGAGUCCUCUUCACCAAACACGCCAAGCAGUUCCGCCAGGAUCGCCUCAACUCGCUCUUCCAAAUCCAGUGCCGCUGUGAGGCUUGCACCUUCGACUACCCGCCGGUUUGGCUCGAUCACUCCGAUUGUCCCCUCGAACCCGCCGACCAGACCCAACUCAACCAGAUCGAGCGACUCCUCGAUCGUGCCAAACCACCGGCAGUGACCUGUCACGCCGUUCGGACCGCCCUCGAAGCCGUCGUGCUGUUGAUGCGCAAGUACGUGCCGCUGGUGCCGACGCGCAAUCUGCGCCAGCUGACGGAGCUGUUCAGCCGGUGCCACGUGCUGCUGUUUCAUGGGGUGCCGGCGAGGCAGCGGUACGCGCAGCAGGGAUUGUGUUGAGAUUGAGAAUUGA
Culex quinquefasciatus (southern house mosquito) is the source of this 1866-nucleotide messenger RNA. RefSeq names its product SET and MYND domain-containing protein 4-like. NCBI's taxonomy places the organism in Eukaryota, Metazoa, Arthropoda, Insecta, Diptera, Culicidae. The transcript has 2 exons. The record is from RefSeq and is a predicted model, not a curated record. Bases 99 to 1853 code for a protein of 584 amino acids. Gene Ontology annotation, molecular function: protein binding.